AAACUAAAAACUACGAUGGAAUCAUUUGAAUUUACCUCUGAUGAAGAAAUUCAAGCCUUUAAUCAUGAAAAUAAGAAAAUGGAUUGCACGGGUUACGUCGAUAUGAUCGAAGGUAUAAAGACAUUAAAAACUGCAGAAGGACAUGUGUUGAAGUUUGUUUUGAACAAUGCGUCCAAAUCUAGCAUGCGUGUACUAAUGUAGGGGACAUAUUUAUC
Molecule: messenger RNA, 215 nt
Organism: Belonocnema kinseyi
Lineage: Eukaryota; Metazoa; Arthropoda; Insecta; Hymenoptera; Cynipidae
Exons: 2
Coding region: 16-201 (61 amino acids)
Source: RefSeq, a predicted model, not a curated record